UUUUCAAUUUCCUAUUGCAAAUUUCUCAACUGCAUGCAUAUUAUUAUUUAAUAUAAUAUAUAGGAGUAGGUAACUUCAUCGGACACAAACAUGUUCUUAAGAAUAUUUCCAUAUAAAAUUCUUUUUUUCUUCUAAAACAAGAUAAAUUCAUAAUAAAAUUAAAUUUAUUAUAAAUUUAAUCGAUUUUUGGAGUGAGAGUUGAGUAAUGAACAAAAAAAAAUUACUCGAAUGGAAAAUGGAGUGAAAUUAAACAAUUUCUUACUCCAUAUUCUAUUUUAGAGUAAAUUAUUGAAUGACGUUGGAGAUGCUCUUAGCUCGAUUUAGUAGUCACGCAGAAUGGGUUCUACAUAUGAGCUGGUUCAAAGACAAGAAGCCCACAUUAGGCACAUGACACUUCAAAAGAUAGAUUACAAACUCAUUCUUGGCAAUACUCCUUAUAAAUUACAGGUCUUUCUCUUUCUCUUCCACAACACAACUUCUCACAGCUCACAAGUGAGACAAAUUACAACAGAGAGAGAUAGAUAUACAAGAACAUGAACCCCACGGCGAGUGACCAUAACAUGGCUUUCAUCUCUCAGUUGUACCCUGAUGUCUACACUCAUAUAGUACCACAGGGAGAAGUGAAGCCACCGAAGCGAAGGAGGAAGAAGAGCAAAAGGGCGGUGGCUGCCGGAGAUGGAAGUAACUGCUUGUUUAAGAAGAGAAAGCUUACUGAUGAGCAAAUGAACAUGUUGGAGAUGAGCUUUUGCGAUGAACAUAAGCUUGAGUCGGAGAGGAAAGAUAAACUUGCGGCGGAGCUAGGGCUUGACCCUCGUCAAGUUGCCGUUUGGUUUCAAAACCGUCGUGCACGGUGGAAGAACAAAAGGCUCGAGGACGAGUACAACCAACUCAAAAGCUCACAUGACAACGUCGUUGUCGACAAGUGCCGACUUGAGUCAGAGGUUCUUCAGCUCAAGGAACAACUCUUUGAUGCAGAGAGGGAGAUCCAAAGAUUGGCAGAAAGAGUAGAAGGAGGCUCUAGCAACAGUCCAGUUUCUUCUUCAGUCUCCGUCGAACACAAUGAAACGUCGUUUUUUGGAGACUAUAAAGUUGAAGAGGACGGUGACGACUACGAUAACAUGGUUUAUCCGGUGCCGGAAAACAGCUACAUCGACGGAGAGGAGUGGAUGAAUUACCAGCUUAAUGUAAUAUUUUAAUUGUAUUAAUUAGUGUCGUGAACCAGGAAGGAAUAUUAUUUACCAAAUCAAAAGACUAUAUAGUUGCUGAAUUUCUAAUAUACAAAUAAAUAUAACGCCGAUAUAUUUCACGCUAGUGUAAUUGGCAAUGUUGUAUGUAAGCAACAUUUGCUUAUGUAGUUAAUUUUGAGUCA
Messenger RNA from Brassica napus (rape), 1369 nucleotides. RefSeq names its product homeobox-leucine zipper protein ATHB-40-like. Gene Ontology annotation, cellular component: nucleus. The transcript is spliced from 3 exons. The coding region runs from base 534 to 1196 and encodes 220 amino acids. Gene Ontology annotation, biological process: positive regulation of DNA-templated transcription. Gene Ontology annotation, molecular function: sequence-specific DNA binding; DNA-binding transcription factor activity, RNA polymerase II-specific. NCBI's taxonomy places the organism in Eukaryota, Viridiplantae, Streptophyta, Magnoliopsida, Brassicales, Brassicaceae. The record is from RefSeq and is a predicted model, not a curated record.